AUGAAAGGAAACAGAAGAAAGAAUGAAAAAGAAAAGAAAGAGAAAGAAAAGAAGGAAAAUGAGGAGAAGAAGGAAAAAGAGGAAAAAGAAAGAAAAGAUAAGAUAGAGAAAGAAAGGAAGGAGAAGGAAAAAGAAAGAAAGGAAAAAGAGGAGAAAGAUAGAAAGGAAAGAGAAAGAAAGGAGCAUGAGGAAAGAGAAAGGAAGGCAAGACAGGAGAAAGAGAAGAAGGAAAAAGAGGAGUUACAGAAAAAGAAGGAAGCAGAGGAGAAACAAAUAGAUGACGAGAAACAUAUAAAGGAAAAGGAAAAUCAGAAGUCAAAGACUGAGGAAAAUGAAAGGAAGGAAAAAGAGGAGAAAGAGACAGAAAAGACAGGAAGAAAUUAUGAAAGGGAAGUAAAAGGGAAAAAAUGAGAAAAAAAGUAAGAAAAGGGAUGAAAAACUAAAAGAGUGUGAAAAGAAGAAUAAGAAUGAGAAAGACAAAGAC
Molecule: messenger RNA, 484 nt
Organism: Mercenaria mercenaria
Lineage: Eukaryota; Metazoa; Mollusca; Bivalvia; Venerida; Veneridae
Exons: 1
Coding region: 1-411 (136 amino acids)
Source: RefSeq, a predicted model, not a curated record